CGCGCAGUUUCGCUUUCCUCGAAGGGGAGGCAGCAAUGCAAGAGUGCGCAGUUUUAAAAAAAGGCUGGAAAGUGGCAGGAAUCCGCAGCCAAUCGAGGAGCGCGAAGGGUUUACAAGUCCCUCCCCCCGAUCUACCUCUCACUGAACACAUACAGUGUUUUGGCUCCGCCUCUAAGUUAACCGGGAAGGAACCGGCCGCCGGAAUCUCAGAAAGUACGACCUCAUGGAAACAAAUUCUACAAGUCGAAGAUAUGAAACAAGGAGAAACGCAAGAGCAAAAGAACCCGUAACCAAAUCUCGGGUCGAUUGGAAUCGGACCAAGAGAACCGGACUGUUUGACAGUGAGGAAGAGGAUGACGAAAUCACAUCGACGUCAGAAAAAGAAAGUCAAACCAGUUCAGAAGACGAAGCGGAAGAAAAAGGUGAAUCUGUGGUUAGCAAAAGCAAAGAAGAAACCACAGUUAACGGGGGAAGCGUUCCAGUCGUAGAGGCAGGCUGUGGGGGCACCGCAGAAGAAGACGUGGAAGAAGAAACGGUGGUCCCGGGAAAACUCAAGAGGUCACGAUCAUCAGUGAUGCAUAACGACAGCCGUAUGCGAAGCUGACCGCUACAGCUGCAUUUGUAUUAGAAAAGUGCUUUGCUAAACGCGAAUUGCAUUAAUAGACGAUUUGUGAAGCACUCUCCCGCUGAGCAGGAGCGGCGCACGACGCCUGCGGAAGAAACGAAAAGAAAACAGCAACGGUUGAUGAAGCUGCAAGAACUUUCCCAGCGGCGAUCGACUCGGACUCGGAGUGACAGAAGCCAUCACGAGGAUGUUGAAGAAGUAUUAGAAGAUGCUUAUCCAUCAUCCUUGAGUCCCUCUGAAAUCAGUGAUUCAGCUGAUGAGGACAGCAUGAAGGAUUUCAUUGUGGAGGAGGAAGAAGGCAAAGAAGGGGAACGAGAGGAAUCCCAGGAUGAUGAAAGCCAGCCACAAGAGAAGAAGUAUUCCAUGUCAAGUGAAACGCUGCUGCAGCAUUAUAUUCCAGGCUUGUAUCACGUUGAUCCUUCUGUCCACUUGGAAAGAAUUGUGAGGGCCUUUCUCAUCAAUGUGGUGGAUGACAACUUUUUGAUCUCAUUAUAUGAAGGAGUAAGGCAGAAGAAGUAUGCACAAGAGAUGCUGACUUCGCUUCAUUACUUGGAUGAUCGCUUUAUUCAACCCCGUCUUAACAAUUUGCUUGCCAGAAGUCGGUGGAAAGAGCGAUAUAAGGAACGUGUGGAUACUUACCCUGAUAUGUACAUCAUUUAUGGAGACUCGGAACGACGUGCCUGUCAGGCCUGUGAACUGCAGAGGUACUGUACGCUUACAGUGGUUCUGUCGGGAAAAUCGUACGAUAGCAAUACAAUGGAAACAGAUGACUUCAUGUCACAUGACAAACAGAGAUUAAAAGUUGGGAGCGUGUGUGGAAGUCGUACCGAAGUUUAUCACAAUCUGAAGCAUUUUAAGUACAAGUUGUACAAGGAUUGCUGCUGUGUUAUGAAGAACGACGGAGUUCAGGAUGAGCCACUUAAAGACACAGUAGUCAGAGUCUUCAGUCGGCUGGAAGAAGAUGGCUGGAUCCAGAAGCACUAUACAGAGCUUGAAGGCUACAUGAAUGACGCAGACUUCUUCCAAGAGGAAAAAAUGGACUGAGCGUACAUGUUGCAUCUUCCGCAGAUGGAUGUUUGUAUGCAUUCUUUAGACUGCUGGUUGCAUUUGAAGACAUUCCUGCAUUCUUGCUUUCCUUUAUUCUGUGUUUCUGUAAAUUAUGAAACGAAUCAAUGGUAAUUUGCAUGUUUCAUUUUAAUUAUCAGAGCUUUUAAUGAAAAAAGUUUUAUAUCGGAAAUCAUGUGCUAUGUGUUGAAUGUGCUGGUCUACAAUAAAAAAAACCCCACCCCUGAAUAACUAGGACUUCAUUCAAGAAAAUGGAACUUUUUUCUGCAGCGAUACCAGGUGGAUUGUGCCAGUGUUUGAGAAACGUUUGGCUCCAGUUUCUUUUUGUGGAAGAACGAUCUGUACAGUGACAAGUCGAACAGCGUCUAAGCAGCAUGCUGUUUUCCCAGCACAUUUUCUUAAAAGUUGCUGUAAGCGUCAAAUAUUUUUUUCAGACCCCAGGGGGGUGGCGGGAAACAGCAGUAACAGAUUCUCUCUGAAACCAGCAGGCCAUCAUUAUUUAUGCAUCCCGGAGCCCCAGAAUUCACACUUAUGUGUAACCAGCGCAGUCAAAAAAUCUCUAACGUUAUUGGCAUUUACCAACGCAAAACAGAAGAAGAAAAUUGGACUAAGUGUGAAGCUGAGCGGCGCUAAAAUAAAAGCAUUUAAUCAUUUCUAUAA
Molecule: messenger RNA, 2350 nt
Organism: Sphaerodactylus townsendi
Lineage: Eukaryota; Metazoa; Chordata; Lepidosauria; Squamata; Sphaerodactylidae
Gene: CCDC82
Product: coiled-coil domain containing 82
Exons: 8
Cellular component (GO): nucleus
Source: RefSeq, a predicted model, not a curated record